This is a messenger RNA of Schizophyllum commune H4-8, 1826 nucleotides long. RefSeq lists its product as uncharacterized. Lineage: Eukaryota; Fungi; Basidiomycota; Agaricomycetes; Agaricales; Schizophyllaceae. The record is from RefSeq and is a predicted model, not a curated record. The transcript is spliced from 3 exons. Bases 22 to 1692 code for a protein of 556 amino acids.
CGCCUCCCCUUCCCGUCAACCAUGUACGCUUCCAACUUUGCAGUAUCCCGCCAGCAGUCGUAUACGCGCAGCACCGCGCUCGCGUCAGACAUCCCCACAGAACCCGACAUCGGGAGCUCAGGCCCCGAACAAUACGCGACGAGCUACUAUUAUGGACAGCCCACAGGAUUCGCAGGAUCAGGAUCAGCCUGCACCUCCUCCGUCGCCUAUGCCGCCACCGCGCAUGAUUCCCCCUGCAUUCCGACUCUCGAGCCCGGAUUGCACGACUGGAGCGCACAACUCAGUCAACCGUUUGCGGCGUCGUAUGGGGCGGCGUACGCCACCAGCGUUCCCUACGCCUUCAACACCGCUCCUACGCCGGCAUACGUCCAGCCUCAGGCUUCUUCGUACGCGCCUGAUCUCCAGCUCCAAUACCCGUACGAUGACUUCCAUGCGAAUCCCUCGGCAUACGCCGGCCAGCAUUGGGAGUCUCAGGCGCAGCUACCUCCUCCGAUGUCGUCGAUGGCGGAUCUCCCCGCCUCCUCGAAUUCACGGCAUUCGACCGCAACGGCUUAUCACGAGGACGCCGCCUCUUAUAAGGGCGCGGUCGCUGUCGCGAUGUCGUCGUCUAGCCAGCGCCGACCUGCCAUCGCGAGCCCCCUCCCUCGCCCAGCAUAUCGCGCCAUCCCGCCGCCUGCAGCCCACUCCCGCGUCCACACCCCAUCAGACAUGGCCAUACAGUACAGCCGCAAGCCCGCCGCGCUGCCAGUACUUGCGAAGUCGAAGCCAGUAUCGUCUUUGAAGCGUAAGGCGCACGAUGCAGAGCGCGUCAUUGUUCCACCUACGCCUGCUCCCCGCGAGAGGAAGCACGCCUGUACGAUGUGUUACAAGAGGUUCGAUCGCCCCAGCACUCUGAAGAAGCACAUCUUGGUCCAUACUGGCGAGAAAGCUUUCGAAUGCACGCACUGUCAGCGUCGCUUCAGUGUCGCGUCAAACCUCAAUCGUCACAUGAAGAAAUGUAUCUUGAAGCAACAGCAGCCCCUGCCCUACGGGCAGCCGCCGAGCUCCUCGCCGACAGAGGCCCGCGGUGGCGCACUCAUCGGCCGUGCGUCUUCGCACUCGCCGCCUCCUCCCAUCGCUCGCCGUAUCACUGCCGCUGCGAGCAUCUCGCCCCCUCCACCUCCGCCGCCGCCCCCACCGCCUCCUCAUCCCUCGAAGCGCAUCCGUCGCGCGCCCUCCCCGACUCGCUUCGUCCCAGCGUCUCUCCGCGAGUUCAACUUGCAGACGCCCGAGGCUGCCGGCGAGUGCGCCAUGCCCGCCCCUCCUGUGCGUCCUGGCGACGCGAUCCCGCUUCCCGACGCCGAAGAAGAGCUCGUCGACCCCUGCCGCAUCACCGAGGCCAUGUUUGCGCUCCUCUCGCUCCGCUGCGAGGACGACCCGACGCCGCCGCCGUCCGAGUCCGCGCAGCGGAAGCCGAAGCGUCCCGUUCCCGCCCCAUGCGCGCAGCGCGCCGAGGAGCGCGACUCGUACCAGGAGAAUGUCCAUCCGUACCCGUGCUCGCGCGAAGGGUGGGCGAGCAAGCUGCCGGGACCGGCGCUUGGGCUGAUGGGGAAGGGAAUUGGGCAGCUGUAUCGCACGGCGUCGUCGGCGUGGGAUGAGAUGACGAAUGUGUUCAAGGUGAAGCCUCAGGAUGUAACCGAGUCUAAGGCUUGAGAAUGGACUGUCGAUACGGGCUACUUAUCCAUCUUGGUCUGUCUGUUCUUUGUGAUACCCUCUGACUUACUUAGCGUAGCUGGAUAGUGAUGUCUUUAUGAAGUGCUUGGAAUAUAUGGAUCGAAUUCAUGUGA